This is a messenger RNA of Chaetura pelagica (chimney swift), 1134 nucleotides long. RefSeq names its product hydroxysteroid (17-beta) dehydrogenase 2 (gene HSD17B2). Lineage: Eukaryota; Metazoa; Chordata; Aves; Apodiformes; Apodidae. The transcript is spliced from 5 exons. The coding region runs from base 1 to 1134 and encodes 377 amino acids. Gene Ontology annotation, molecular function: oxidoreductase activity. The record is from RefSeq and is a predicted model, not a curated record.
AUGGAUGCUCUUGCUGGCAGUCUCCUUGGAUGGCUCUGCUUGGGCAUCACCGUCCUUUUUGGGGUGACUGUGCGCUACAUGGCCAUGAGAAACCCUGUGGAGAAAGCAAACCUGCUGGUCUGGAGCCUGCUGCCUGCCUUGCUGGGGCUGCUGUGCCUGGCAGUGCUGGGUGUGGGCUGGGGGCUGGUGGGGCUCUGCUUCUCCUGCCUCCUCUCCUGGGGGUACCUGGGCGGCGGCGCGUUGCUGCCUGUGGGCGACAGAGCCGUGCUCAUCACAGGAAGCGAUACUGGGAUUGGACAUGCACUGGCUAAAUACCUGGACAGCCUGGGCUUUGUUGUGUUUGCUGGGGUUUUGAAUAAGGAUGGACCUGGAGCUGAGGAGCUGAGACAGACCUGUUCUCAGAGACUCUCUCUUCUGCAGCUGGAUAUAACCAACGCCACCCAAGUCAAAGAAGCCUAUAAAAAAGUCUCAGAGAAGUUGCAAAAUUCAGGGCUCUGGGGAGUUGUGAACAACGCGGGCAUCCUGGGCUUCCCUGCUGAUGGUGAGCUGCUCCCCAUGAGCACAUACAGGCAAUGCAUGGAGGUCAAUUUCUUUGGGGCUGUAGAUGUGUCCAAGACCUUCUUACCCUUGCUUCGGAAAUCCCAGGGGAGGCUGGUGAAUGUGUCCAGCAUGGCAGGAGGCAUUCCACUGCCAAGGUAUGCUGCAUAUGGUGCAUCAAAAGCAGCUCUGUCCAUGUUUUCUGGAGUAAUGAGGCAAGAGCUUUCCAAAUGGGGAAUUCAAGUUGCUGCAAUUCAUCCAUCAGGCUUCCGAACAGGUAUACAAGGCACAUCUGACCUGUGGGAUAAGCAAGAAAAGGAGCUGAUGGAGAACCUCCCAGCAGACACAAGGCAAGACUAUGGUGAGGACUACCUCCUGGGGCUGAAGAGCUACCUCCUGCAGAUGCCUGCAUACUGUGAUGCUGACCUCUCCCCUGUGCUGAGAGCAAUCCUGCAUGCUCUGCUGGCCAGGAGACCACACGGCUUGUACACCCCUGGCAAAGGGGCUUACGUGCCCCUCUGCAUCUUUUGCUACUUUCCUCUGUGGUUCUAUGACUUUUUCAUUAGUAAGAUGCUGAGUCUGUCCCAAGGGCACUGA